CACAAGUUAGUCAAGAAGGAAAUUGGAUAUGUUGCUUCUCUUCCUAGUAGCUAUACCUUUCAUUGUAAUUUUCCUUGUAAAACUUGGAUACACACAUAAUCAUCCACCAAGUCCCCCUGGACUUCCACUUCUUGGAAACUUGUAUCAAUUAAAUCAAGAAUCCCCUCAUAUAUACCUAUGGAAACUUUCAAAGAAAUAUGGUCCUUUAAUGUUCAUGAAGCUUGGUUUUUCCCAACUAGUUGUUAUUUCAUCAGCAAGAAUUGCUAAAGAAGUUCUAAAAACUCAUGACUUUGCAUUUUCUGGUAGACCAUCGUAUCUUGGCCAAAGAAAGUUAUCAUACAACGGCUUGGAUGUCGCCUUUUCGCCUUACAACAAUUAUUGGAGGGAGAUGAAAAAGAUUUGUACCUUACAUCUCUUUAGUCCCAAAAAGGUACAAUCUUUCCGUCCAAUUCGUGAAGAUGAAGUAUCCAGGAUGAUCAAUCGCGUAACAGAACUUGCAUCAUCGUCAAAAUUGGUUAAUCUAAGUGAGAUUAUGUCGUCUCUAUCGAGCAACAUAUCGUGUAUUGUUGGAUUUGGUAAGAGAUAUGAUGAGAAAGGCUAUGAAAGUAAGAGGUUUAGCAAACUUUUAUGUGAAGCUCAAGCUAUGAUCGGAGGUUCCUUUCUCUCUGAUCACUUCCCAAUUUUCGGACGUUGGAUUGAUUGUAUAGUCACAAGAAAGGCUACUCGACUCGAAAAGAUUUACAAUGAGUUAGACUUGUUUUAUCAAGAACUCAUUGAUGAACACCUUAGCUCAACUAGACCAAAAUCAAUGGAUGGUGAUAUUGUUGAUAUGUUAAUUGUCUUAAAAGAUCAAAAUCUAUCAUCGUCGUCUUUGAAUCUCACUUGGGAUCAUAUCAAAGCUGUGCUAAUGGACAUAUUUAUUGCUGGAACGGACACGAACGCUGCUGCAUUAGUGUGGGCGAUGACAGCUUUGAUGAAGGAGGGGGGAAGCGCGAUGAGGAAAUUACAAGAAGGUAUAAGAGAAUUGGUCGGGAAAAAAGGAAGAGUAGACGAAGAUGAUAUCCAAAAUCUCCCCUAUCUCAGGGCAGUUAUAAAGGAGACAUUGAGAUUGUACCCACCCACUCCACUAAUACCAAGAGAAACAAUCGAAAAAUGCAGCAUAGAUGGAUAUGAAAUCAAACAGAAUACUCCAGUUUCUAUCAACGCGUGGGCAAUAGGUAGAGAUCCUGAAUGUUGGGUAAAUCCAGACGAGUUUAUUCCUGAUAGAUUUUGUAAUUUAAACAACAAUGAUAGCAUCGACUACAAGUCAGGGGAAUUUGAAAUGAUUCCGUUUGGAGGUGGUAGGAGAGGGUGUCCCGGGAUUUCACUAGGAGUAGCAACAGUGGAGCUCGCGCUCGCCAAUCUUCUCUAUGCAUUUGAUUGGGAAUUGCCUUAUGGGAUGGUAAAAGAAGAUAUUGAUAUCGAUACUUUGCCAGGUAUGACCAUGCACAAGAAGAAUCCUCUAUGUCUGGUGGCAAAAACCUAUUACAAUAAUAGUUAAUAUAGUCAUGCUUCUCUAUAACAGGGUGAUUUGUUUGAAUAUUUUUCGAUUUCUAUAGGAAGAUGUUGUGAUAGGAGAACAUAUAAUAAAAUAUUGUCAGUCUCACAGACGAUGGUUGUUAUAGAAAAUGUGUGACUGUAGCUAUCCUCUU
This is a messenger RNA of Solanum verrucosum, 1691 nucleotides long. Its product is annotated as 5-OH-xanthotoxin synthase-like. The transcript is spliced from 2 exons. The coding region runs from base 29 to 1540 and encodes 503 amino acids. Lineage: Eukaryota; Viridiplantae; Streptophyta; Magnoliopsida; Solanales; Solanaceae. The record is from RefSeq and is a predicted model, not a curated record. Gene Ontology annotation, molecular function: iron ion binding; oxidoreductase activity, acting on paired donors, with incorporation or reduction of molecular oxygen; monooxygenase activity.